This is a messenger RNA of Dermacentor andersoni, 4633 nucleotides long. RefSeq names its product neprilysin-1-like. The record is from RefSeq and is a predicted model, not a curated record. Lineage: Eukaryota; Metazoa; Arthropoda; Arachnida; Ixodida; Ixodidae. Gene Ontology annotation, cellular component: plasma membrane. Gene Ontology annotation, molecular function: metalloendopeptidase activity. Gene Ontology annotation, biological process: protein processing.
AAGUUUCUUGUAAACGCACGUUUGCCCUUUCCAAUACCCGCAGGGCGCCCGUCUGCCGGCGUGUCGUCCCGGUGCCUUCUGCGUUAAAUGUCACCUACUCAUCUCCCGCGGGGAGCUGGGUCAGCUACAGCCUGCCGACUUGCUACGAGCCUCCGCCGCCGCCGCCGCCUCCAAGCAAUAUGAACGUGCAGAGCACUGUGUCCUUCAGCAGCAUGCAGGACAAGCAGCCGCCACUGCAGCCGUCGUCGUCCUCGCUUGACAUGCUGUGUCGGAUGUCGUCGUACCAGGACGACAAGAGCCGAGGCACAGCACAGCAACCGGUUACAGCAACAACCACAAGAACUGUGGCAACGGAAGUCGAGUUCCGCUUUGCGCAACCCAGGUCAGACAGGCGGAGCGUGGGCGUGAUGACGAGCUCCGUGCCUUGCGAGGACGACAGGAGAACUGGGGGCACCCACUACGAGACAGCGCCUUCCACCGACCAUGAACAGAACGAACUAAGCGGGCCUGAAUCAGCCCUCGAGGUGAGGGACGGGGCGCCGCUCGGCGACCAGUCAUCCUCGGAGCACGGCUGGUACCAACCCCUUCAUAUUGUGUCGAAGGACUCGUACGGCACCGAGGACGCCGCACGGAAGUUUUUCAACUUCGCGUGGGGCGCCCCUCGGCGGGGACCAGCGCGGAGCACCUGCGCAGCCCGUACGAUACGUGCUACCGCCGACGAGGAUGAUAGACUCGAAGUGAACCCUUUCUCGUGGUCUUCGAAAGAACUGCUUAUAAAUCACGAGCCGACCACAACCCAACAGUUCAAGCCGGCCCUUGAGAUCGGGAUGGAAGACGAGACGCACAGUGACGUGUCGACGCCACAGUGGGAGUCUCCGAAAGAGGCCGAGUCGGACGAAGUCGUGUCGUUCUCCAAGCCGGACAGCCCGGCCGCGUUGAGCACCAACCUGCUUCGCUCAGCGACGCCAGACGACGAACUGGCUCGCAAGGAGGUCUUGUCCACCGGGCCCGAUGCCCACGAAGCAGCGUCUCCUCGAAGAGAGCUUGCCGACGAAGACAAAUUUGGGAGUGCCAACUUCGGUGCUGAGGAGGAAGAGGAAACAGAGGAGGUAAAGCACGAGGACAAGGAAGAGGAAACAGAGGAGGUAAAGCACGAGGACAAGGAAGAGGAAAAAGAGGCGGUGGAGCAGGAAGGCGGAGGAUCCCACGGUGACGAGGAGGAAGACAUGGAGGACGGUCAGCCGGUCGCCACAUCUGCCACAGGUUGGAGGCUCGUUACCGGACAAGAGAAAGUUGUCCCCAAAUCUUCAGGAAGAAAACCUGGAGAAGAAAAUGAAAGUGUCGACAAUACCGGCAGCGAGGCUUCUGUAGAACACGCUGAGCAGGAGCGAAACCCAGAGACGAGAGUUUCAUCACCGAAAAAGGAGCCUUCGCCAUCAAAGCUGGAACCCGAGACCAUGGCGGCUGCCUCAGCUGUUUCGUUGGCGCCCCUCGCCGAGCUCACUAAAGAGCAGGAAGAAGCAGCCGAUAAAGCUAGCGAAGAGAUGGACAAGGACUUACGUGACCUGGAGUUGACCAGCGUGCAACUCUAUCCUGAGAGCAGGUUGGUCAUUCUGCUGGCGAUACUCUGCCUAAUCUGGAUCAUAUUCCUGUUGCUUACCGCAGCGGUCAAGCACGGCCUGCGUCCUCCAACGUGCGACGAGUCCACGAUACACACUGUUGCUCCAACAACGCGAGAUCAGUGGCCUCCUGUGUGGCCUCCUAUAACGUACAGCACGCAAAAGCCAAAGCAACCACUGACCAAUUCCACCGCAACCACGCAAGAACCGCUGCGAGGGAACUUCAUAUGCUCGAGCGAUUACUGCCGAAAAGAAGGCAACUACUUGCGCGCUUUGACCACUCGGUCCACGAAGGAACCAUGCGAAAACUUUUACGAGCACGUUUGUGGUACCUGGAAGAAGUCGGCCUCCCGGAUGAUUCAAAAGUUUCCAGGAGCAGCAGUCUCCACCGACACUCUGCUGCAAGCGUCAAUGGAAGCUCAGUUGUUGGCCUACAUAAAGGACAGGACGCGCGCAGAUGUCACUCCUGCCCGAGCACUGUACGAUAUGUGCAUGAACAGGGGCUCUGCGAACGCUGCGCUCUUGGACACGAAGCAGCUGCUUCACCAGUGGGGUUCGGACUGGCCACAAAAGGAGAGCGCUAACAGCUCUACCAAGGAAGUAUGGCGCUUCGCUGCCAAGCUGAUGCGGGUGCUGGGUGUGCCGUCACUGGUGGGCAUCGAGAUCGGCCUCGACCCGUGGAACCUCGAAGAGAACAUCAUUGAGGUGGGCCCACCGAGAACAGUGUUCUUCUCCAAGGACGUCUCGGAGCCGCGAGUCAUGACGCUCUUCGGCGACGCGACGCGCGCCGCUGCAAAGGCGCUGAACCCGAACGACGCAGACGCCGCCGACGCGGCAGCCAAGGACGUCAGCAUCGCCUUAGCCAGUAUCUCGCUUCGCCAACUCGACGACCUGGGAACGUCGCCCUUGGACUUCCAGGUGGAUAAGUUAGGUUCCCUGGGGAAAGGCGUGCAGUACUUUCUGCGCACCGUCGUCGACAACGUCGCAACGCUCGAUUCUCGCACCCGGCUUCUGGUGCACCGAAGUCCGCUGUUCCGUCGAGAGCUGGACGAAACCGUGAACAGAUUGCCUCCUCGCGCCAUGCUCAACUACCUGGGCCUACUGGCUCUCGUGGCGCUGUCCCCAUUUCUGCCUGAGCGGUUGAGUUCUCUCCGCGUACUCCACUCGGUUCACACGCUUGGACGUGCCGAGAACGGGAGCAGCGAGCUCCUGUGCCUGCGCGCGGUGAGCCAGGCUUAUCCAGCAUGCUUGGCAGCGGCGUCGCAUACGCUGUACAAGAACACACACCGGUCGCUGUGGCUGUCGCAGCUCGAGUCCCUGUUCGUGGGAUACGUGCGCAACGUCGUAUGGAUGGACAAUCUGACGUCCCUGUUCGUGCGCUAUAAGAUGCAGCACCAUCGCUUGGCGCGUUUUUUCCCCGUCUGGCCUUUGGGUGACUGCAAUGCCACGACUGGAGCAGCUUCUUCCAAGACCAUCGGCGCUUUUGUGGACGCCGUCAGUCUCCGUCAAACACAGGAGCUUCAACAGCUCGGACAGUCUCCGCUGCAGCCGAGCACUGGCUCCCCGUUGUCCGUGUGGCCUCGGUACCGGCUGUGCCUGCGGUUAUUUCAGAUCCCCGUAGGGCUGGUCAACGACUCGGUGCCGGCCAAUGGCACCUUCUUCGCGCUGCACCUGUCGCGCGUGGCGGUGCGGUUGUAUGCAGCGCUGGCGCAGCUGCUCUACGAAGGCACCGUGUACGAACGCGAGAUCCCGCUUUAUUUCACGGAGGAGGCGGAGCGCACGCUCGAGGACCUGUUCGACUGUUUGUUGGGCAACGCGCGGCACGCAUUCCCGCACGGCCUCCGUGCAGAGCGGGUGCGCAACGCUCUGCUGGAACAGGUGUUGGCCCUACAGCUGGGCUUUAUGGCCUUCCGCCGCCUGCUGGCCGUGCGGCGCAUCUGGGGCUUAGACUUCCGCCUGUCGACGCUGCCGGAGGUCUCCUCGGACCAGCUGUUCUUCCUCUACUACGCGCUGGAUCACUGCGAGCUCAGCGACGCCGUGUUCGAGUCGCACCAGUUCGAGGCCUACCGCCGCCUGCCCUCCGCGGUGCGCGUCAACAUGGCGGUGCGUCAGUCGACGCGGUUCGCACAGGCCUUCCGCUGCCCGCCAGGUUCGCCCAUGGUGGCGGGAGAGCCGUGUCAAGUUCUACGAUAGGAGGAUGCCAAGCGAUAGACCAGUUGGGCUGAGGGCGAUACUGAUGUGCUUGCUAUAGCGGUAUAAUCCAAACGCGAAAGACGGUUGCGUUUGUGCAUUGACGGGUAGCUGUGGUUGCCAGAAUUAAUGUAACAAAAAUAUACUUGAAAAUGCUAAGGCUGUGAUUUCCGGACUCUCACCACCAUGUUGUUGACAUUUGUGGUUUGAAAUGAACGUUUGCAAUUUCAAAGUAAAGUGGAGAAGUGAACUGAAACCUAGAGCUUCGCUUUUGUUAGUGCAACUCGUGGUCUUCGCACGCCGCACAAUGCAUCUCGACGCAAGUGUUUCCCGUGUACCCUUGCUGCGCAACAUGGCGAAGAGUAGCGAAGCUGAGAAGAUUUAAUUUUGAUUUAUAGCUUUGGUCCGAAAGGAGUGUACGACAUAAUACGUUAUGGCAAUAUAUCCUCGUGGUGGCACAAUAGCUGCCGUUAUGUCUCAUUCUUCCGAACAUGUUUGUCAGCCUGGACGAGAUGAUUAAACCGUCUUCGUCGCACGCUGCAUAUUAAAAUCUGACGACUGUUAUGUUCGCCGUAACAUUGUAGCAGACUGGUUGCUUUUCGCGCGGAACUUAUUGCGAUGAAGUGAACUCUCUUUCUUCCACAUUUGCUUCUGUCGUCCAAUGAUAAUCUGAAGCAUGCUACAGCACCGGAAGAGCAUCGCCGCAGUCACAUCACGGCGGUUGUUGUUAACAAAAUGCAACUCAAAAGUUUAUCCCGAGUACUUGCCCCCCCCCCCUUUUUUUUGUUUUUGUAGUACAAUAAACUUGCUUUAUAAUAGUGUAA